GGGAAGAAUAGUGUGACGUCACAAUACAUCGUCUGCAUUGACUCGUUUCCAAACAACUUUAGAAUUCUGUUCAAAUCAUAUAGGGCUAUUUUUCACACGGAGUUUAAACAUAAUUUACGAUGGUAAUGUGCUUUGUUCCUGAUUGCAAACACUACAGCGAGAAGCAAUCUUGCAAAUUCUAUAGAUUUCCAAAAGACAUCAACAAGAAGAAAAGCUGGAUAAAAGCAAUAAGAAGAGCAGAUAGAGAACCAAGUGAGCAUUCUUUAGUAUGUAGUUGCCAUUUUGUGGAUGCUGAUAAAAAAAAUGGUCCAACUAUUUUCCAACGGAAUGAACAAAAGAUGUUGAAUUUCCCCGAGGUGGAAAAAAAAGAGAAAAAAAAGGUUUCACACAGAAACCACAGUGGCAGAAGUUGUGCAGGAGCCACAUCCAAUCGUGGUAACUGAAGAUGUCAGUGGCCUACCACUACCAUCUACAAGCAACAGUGUUGUCGCAGUGGAAGCGGAGGUGUAUCUAUUGAAAAAAGAAUUGGAAGAGCUCAAAAAAACAAAAACUGUCCAACAACGAUUCACUUACGCUAUGAUUUGUGACAGUGAUAAACUGGUAUUAACCCACACAGGUUUACCGAACAAGUCAGUUUUCAAUUAUAUUUUGCAGUUGUGCACAGCUGGCGAGAUUACUUAUUUUCUUGGGUGGAAAGUCACAAUUAUCUCGCAUUGUGACCAGCUUCUGAUGACACUGAUGAAGCUGAAAAGAAACCCAACUCAUAAGGAGUUGGCUUUUCGAUUUCAGUUAGGAGAAACAACGGUAGCAAAUAUUAUAAAUACGUGGCUCCACAUACUGCAUGAAACCAUUUUUGAGGGGUUGAUAAAAAAUAAAAUACCUUCCCUAUUAAAGAAUAAGUCAUGCCUUCCAAAUUGUUUUACAGAUUUCACAUCCUGUAGGAUAAUCAUUGACUGCACGGAAGUGUAUGCUGCAGUACCAGCGUCAAUGAUUAAAAAACAAUCAAUGUAUAGUAACUACAAACAUCGAUACACUCUCAAGGGGCUUGUUGGAGUUGCUCCCAAUGGUGUAGUAACCUUCUUGAGUGACCUUUAUGGUGGCUCCACAUCGGAUAAAAAAAUAACCCAAGACUGUGGGUUGUUGUCACAAUUACAAUCUGGGGACCUCAUAUUGGCCGACAAAGGAUUUUUAAUAAAUGACAUUGUCCCAGAAGGUGUGAGUGUCAACAUUCCUCCCUUUCUAGAGACUCCCCAGUUCACAAGAGAACAAGCUCUUAGAACGAGGAGCAUAGCAAGAGCUCGUAUCCAUGUGGAACGUGCCAUUGGUCGUAUUAAAGGUUAUUCUAUCCUGGAAUUCAUUCCACAUAACUUGAUGUGUUAUAGUAGCAAGGUGUGGCAAGUAUGUGGGGCGUUGACUAACUUUCAAUACCCGUUAAUAAAAGAAGUCGAGGUGUUCUACAGAUGUGGAGAAAAUAUAUCUGAAGAAAAUGUAUCUUCAGAAUGACAGCAUCCAGGGUAACAUAGCAAAUAACUUUAACACAUCUAGUUAUGUGGAAUGAAUGAAUGUACAUAAUAAUAGUAGGUGUAUGUCCACAACGGUGCACCGCCACUUGCACAGCUGUUAUGCAUCAUGUAAUUCAAUGUACGCUUUUAUACCUAUGUGGACGCAUCCAUUGAUUCACAUAAUACAUAUCAGUUGUGGGGUACGCCAUUGUGAAAAUUAAUGCCUGUGUAAAUUAACUCCUGUUUUAAUUAUUUCUAUUUCUUACAAUAUAUUGUUGUGAAAAUGAUUACCUGUGUAAAUAAACUCCUGUUUAUCAUUAUUUCCAUUUCUUUCAAUAUAUUUAAUACCGUACAUGAAUUUACUAGAAAUCCUAUCCUAUUAUUAUUGUUUAAUUUUAUAAUUCAACCCGUUGUAUAUUUCAAAUACCGUUCAUGUACAUAUCCAUAAUUUCAAAUUUGUAAUUGGUUCUGAGUAUAUUUUUUAUGUUAGAUUAAUUAUUAUAAGUACUUUAUUUAAGAUUACUUUUACAUAAGAUUAAUUAUUAUAGCAGAAUUAAUAUUAAUGAGAUGAGUUUCCAAAUGAAAGCAAAAUUCAAGAUUUUAUUUGUUAAUCAUUUUGCUCGGUCUCUUGUUUGUGAGACUAUGCUAGUAUCAAUUAUAGUGUAAUUAAUAAAAUUAGUUAUUUAUGUAAAGCAGAA
Molecule: messenger RNA, 2200 nt
Organism: Nilaparvata lugens (brown planthopper)
Lineage: Eukaryota; Metazoa; Arthropoda; Insecta; Hemiptera; Delphacidae
Product: peroxynitrite isomerase THAP4-like
Exons: 3
Coding region: 577-1503 (308 amino acids)
Source: RefSeq, a predicted model, not a curated record